AUGGAGACAAUCCGCGACUCAGCAUUCGGCAAGUUAGUUCGUUUCUUUAGCGGCUACAGGCUUUUUCUCUACCCGGAAGAAAUUGAUGAUUCCGCUUGGCGGAAAUACCUAGAAAGACCCGAGGCCUACCGGGUAGAAUCCAUGGCGACUGGUAGCGAAGAGUUUUACGAGCAGAAUGCCUUGUACACGGUCAUGUCGCAAGCCUCUCGUCGCGGGCGAGAAAGGCCCCCUCUGAAAAGUGUCUUGGCAGGUCCAUGGCGUGGGAUAGGCGAUGGAACGCCCGAGGUAAUCGGCUGGAGUGACGCCAGUGAUAGUGAGAAUCCGCAAAAUUGGAGUGUUCGCAAAAAGAUCUUCGUCACCUUACUUAUCUGCCUUCUUACGUUCUCUAUCUACAUUGGUUCCGCUAUCUACACACCCGGAAUCCCGGGUGUGGCUAAGCAGUUUGGCUUCGCUGUUAUCUACGCGAAGAACAUUGGGAUGCUUCUAGCAUUUCGAUUCAUAACCGGCUUCAUGGGCUCGCCCGUCCUCGCGACAGGGGGAGCCUCGAUAGGGGAUAUGUGGGACCCCAGAACCCGAGACUAUAUGAUUGCGGUCUGGGCAAGCUUCGCCAUUGCAGCUCCCGUGCUGGGACCCCUCGUGGGAGGUUUCGCCGCCCCCGUAAAGGGAUGGACGUGGACUAUCUGGGAGCUGCUUUGGGUAUCAGGUUUUGCCCUUGUGUUUCUCUUCUUCUUCCUACCCGAGACAUUUGCCCCCAAUAUCCUCAGUCGCCGAGCACGGCGUAUUCGCCGGAUUACAGGCGAUCAGAGAUAUGCGUCCGAGCCCGAGAUUGAGAUUGCCCGGGUGGCUCCCAGGGUAAGACUGCAUGGAAAAGCUUUCGCUAGCAUGUGA
This is a messenger RNA of Aspergillus pseudoviridinutans, 888 nucleotides long. RefSeq lists its product as uncharacterized. The coding region runs from base 1 to 888 and encodes 295 amino acids. The record is from RefSeq and is a predicted model, not a curated record. The transcript is spliced from 3 exons. Gene Ontology annotation, molecular function: fluconazole transmembrane transporter activity. NCBI's taxonomy places the organism in Eukaryota, Fungi, Ascomycota, Eurotiomycetes, Eurotiales, Aspergillaceae. Gene Ontology annotation, biological process: xenobiotic detoxification by transmembrane export across the plasma membrane.